Messenger RNA from Pseudocercospora fijiensis CIRAD86, 3129 nucleotides. RefSeq lists its product as uncharacterized. Gene Ontology annotation, molecular function: phosphopantetheine binding. NCBI's taxonomy places the organism in Eukaryota, Fungi, Ascomycota, Dothideomycetes, Mycosphaerellales, Mycosphaerellaceae. The record is from RefSeq and is a predicted model, not a curated record. The coding region runs from base 1 to 3129 and encodes 1042 amino acids. The transcript has a single exon.
AUGGCGGCGACAGUACUGCAGUCAGUGGCGACACAUCCACCCAGCUCGAAGGCAACAACUGUGCGGGAGGUCGAGGUGUAUAAUGACGAACUGGACUUGGAGACAAGGGAAGCACGUACCGUGGACGAAUUGAUUAAGCUUCGUUCUGUUCAGAAAGGCUGCAAUGAACCAAUCAUCUCCUACCCGAAGUCUGGAACCAACUAUGUCGACUGUACGCCGAAACAAUUAGAUGAACUGGUUGAGCAAGCAGCUUGUAUCUACUCCGCAACGGUGCCGCAAAGGAUAUCUUCAGAGGAUCCGGUCCAAGUGGUCGGUAUGCUCGGCGACUCAGACUUGAGCUACCUUGUAUCCCUUCUAGCAGUAUCUCGACUGGGUCACACAGCCCUACUGCUUUCAACUCGGAUCACAGACGAAGCAUACGAGAGUCUGCUGUCCACGACACGAGCUACUGCUUUGCUCUACCGCGCCUCGUUCCAGACAGCCGCAACGACAGUGAUCGCGAAACUGCCGGGUCUCAAGACAGCACAUAUCAUCGAUACAUCGACUCUGAGCACGAAAUCUGCGAGACUAGCACUCUCGAUCCUUGAUCCAAAGCGUGAGACUAAGAAUCGCUCAUUUAUCAUUCACUCGAGUGGCUCUACAGGAUUGCCGAAACCAAUCUUUCAGACUCACAGCGCUUCGCUGUACACCUACUCACAGCACUUCGGCCUGGUUGGAUAUCUUACACUUCCCCUCUACCACAAUCAUGGCAUCUGCUGUACCUUCCGAGCCAUUCACUCGCGGCGAAAGAUCUACCUCUCCAAUGCCAAACUUCCUUUGGCCACGAAGCAUCUCUUGGCGACCUUCAGGGAGCAUUCGGACAUCAGAAUCUUCUAUGGUGUACCCUACGCAUUGAAGCUUCUUGCAGAGACGGAAGAAGGCAUUCAGCUUCUGACGCGACUUGACAUCGUCAUGUUCGGUGGCUCGGCCUGUCCAAAACCGAUCGGAGACAGCUUAGUCGAAGGUGGAGUGCACUUAGUUGGCCAUUACGGAGCCACAGAAGUAGGCCAGCUCAUGACCUCUUUCCGGGAUUUCAGUAACGAUAAGGAAUGGGACUGGCUACGAGUGCCAGAGCGACUGCUCCCGUAUCUGAGCAUGGAGCUGCGAGGUCCCAAUUUAUACGAGCUUUGUGUCAAUCAAGGCUGGGGAUCCAAGGUUGCGACCAAUCGAGACGAUGGGUCCUAUGCGACCAAAGAUCUCUUCGAGCCACAUCCAAGCAAACCCAACACUUGGCGAUACUACGCGCGAUUGGAUGACACGAUUGUGCUUGAGAAUGGCGAGAAGGCAAAUCCCUUGCUCGUCGAGGGAGUGCUUCGCCAGAACAAGAAUGUUGCAGAAGCUGUGGUGUUCGGAGCCAACAAGCCACGACUUGGAGCUUUCUUGAUCCCGAAGGAGGAAGUGACGCUUUCAAGCAAGGAAAUCAUCGACUCGCUCACGCCGGCGAUCGCAGACAUGAACAAGAAUUUGCCGGCCUAUGCCAAGCUCUCUCGGGACAUGAUCAGGGUGCUUCCAGCAGAAACAGAGUAUCGUCGUACUGACAAGGGCACUGUGAUCCGCGCGGCGUUCUAUCGCGACUUUGCUCCGCAGAUCGAUGCCAUGUAUGUCGACGAGAAAGGCGGAUCGUUGCGGCUAACUAGGGACGAGCUUCUGGCGUUCCUGAGAGCAGAACUCGUUUCGAAGCUCGCUGCAAAAGGAGAGCUUUCUUUCGGCAAUGACACCGAUCUCUUCUCACUCGGUGUUGAUUCACUGCAGGCUAUCCAGAUUCGCAGUCACAUCCUCAAGCACAUUGACCUAGGAGGCCAAGAGCUCGGACGAAAUUUUGUCUUCGACUUUCCGACUUUGAAUAGAAUGGCAGACGAAGUUCUCCGGCUCCAGACUGGAAAACCUGCAUUGGCGCAAGUGAGCGUUGAAGAUCGCAUGGCAGCGAUGGUGGAGAAGUAUGGCACAUUUGAGAGCCAUGUACCCAUGGAGCGUCAAGCGGAUGGCGAGUUCGCACUUGUCACGGGUGCAACUGGCUCUCUUGGUGCCCACCUCGUCGCACGUCUGGCUUCACAGAAAUCAACGCGGAAGGUUUAUUGUCUUGUACGAGCAUCUGACACUUCUUCAGCGACAGCUCGUGUGGAAGAGUCUCUUCGAGCCCGUCGUGUGUUCGAAAGUCUCUCUCUGGAAGCACUUCAGAAGAUCGUCGCCUUCCCAUCGGACUUUGCUGACGCUCAUCUUGGGCUUAAUGACGAGACUUUCAACGAAAUGGCGUCAAACAUCACUCAUCUCUUCCACUUGGCGUGGUCUGUCAACUUCAACAAAGGUCUUGAAAGCUUCGAAGCCGAUUGUGUCGCUGGCACUCGGAAUCUGAUCAACAUUUGCUUGAAAGUAAAGCGGCCGGAACCUGCUUCCUUCAAUUUCUGCUCUUCAGUGAGCGCCACCGCACGUACAUCAGGAGGCGUUGUACCGGAAGCCCUCGCAGAAUCACUUGGCGUUGCUCAAGGCAUGGGCUAUGCGCAAUCGAAGCUUGUGACUGAGAACAUCUGCGACCGAGCGGCAAAGCAGACUGGUCUCAAAGCUCGCGUACUGCGAGUUGGUCAAGUCAUUGGCGAUACUCAAAAUGGUGUAUGGAACGCUACUGAAGCGAUACCCAUGAUCCUGCAGACUGCCAAGACUGUUGGAGCCCUGCCAACACUUGAUGAGCGACCAUCAUGGCUCACAGUCGAUACCGUCGCCCAGGCGUUCAUUGACAUUAGCACGUCAGGCGCAGACGCAACUUUCGUCAACGUCGUGAAUCACAAUACCUUCCAUUGGACGAAAGACUUUCUCCCCUUGCUAAAGCAAGCAGGUGUGGACUUUGAAGCUGUUGAUCCGAGAGAGUGGCUCACACGACUGAGAUCCUCAGACCCUGAUCCAGAGAAAAACCCUCCAAUCAAGCUUGUUGACUUCUUUGCUAGCAAGUAUGAUACUGACGCUGCGCGCCCCUCGCUGGAAUAUAAGACAGAUGUGGCGAGGAAGUGGUCCCCUGCUCUCGAAGACGCUGGCGUUAUCGAUGCAGAGCUUGUUGGAAAGAUCGUGGCAUAUAUGCGGAGCAUUGGGACCUUAUAG